AAUGUGACACGUACAGGUUUAUUUCAUCGAGGAAUUGCUGAAAGUGGAAGUGCUUUUUGUGCCUGGGCUCUCGCAGAAAACACAAUUCAAAAGACUAAGGAAUUAGCUGAGUCACUAGGAUGUCCUACAUACUACUCGAAAGACACCGUCAAAUGCCUUAGAUCAAGACCAGAAUUAGCCAUUGCAGACUCUUUGAAAAAUUUCUUACCGUGGAGGUACAAUCCUUUUGCACCAUUUGGUCCAACUGUCGAAACAGGCGGAACAGAACAGUUUUUAACGGACUUACCAGAGAACUUACCGAUUCAAAAUGUCCCACUGUUGUUCAGCUUUACUAAAGACGAAGGCCUCUUUCCAGGCGCUCAAUUUAUAUCAGACGAAGAAAUUCUAGUUGACAUGGAAUCUAACUGGAACGAAAUACUACCAUUCAUACUUGACUACAAUUACACAAUUUCAGAUGAAUCACUGAGAUCGGAAAUCGCACAGAAAAUAAAAACAUUUUACUUUGGAAACAACAAAGUGUCUGUAAACACUAAAAAUGAAGUUGUUAAAGUAAGAUAAUUAGUAUUUUAAGCUCAUAUUAUAUAAAAUAUACAU
Messenger RNA from Acyrthosiphon pisum (pea aphid), 594 nucleotides. Its product is annotated as esterase FE4-like. The record is from RefSeq and is a predicted model, not a curated record. Lineage: Eukaryota; Metazoa; Arthropoda; Insecta; Hemiptera; Aphididae. The transcript has 2 exons. The annotation marks the transcript as partial.